This is a messenger RNA of Nomia melanderi (Alkali bee), 3220 nucleotides long. RefSeq names its product putative G-protein coupled receptor B0563.6. Gene Ontology annotation, molecular function: G protein-coupled receptor activity. Lineage: Eukaryota; Metazoa; Arthropoda; Insecta; Hymenoptera; Halictidae. Gene Ontology annotation, biological process: G protein-coupled receptor signaling pathway. Gene Ontology annotation, cellular component: membrane. The record is from RefSeq and is a predicted model, not a curated record.
GUUGGCGUCGCGACGCGCAUCAAACGUCUUUCCGCUCGUCUUCGCGUUGUCCCUCGUAUCUUGCUCUCGAGACGGCGCGAAAUCUACCUGAAUAUUUCCGAUGUGAUCUUCCCUUUCCACCCGUGUUUACGUUCGUUUGCGACGCAAGCUUUCGGUAACAAACGGUCGGAGAUAAAGAAAACUGCUUCCGAAGGUGAAAGGGGUUCGGAGUCUCGCCGGGACCACACGGAAGCGGCGGCGUUCGAACUGCCCGGAAUGCCGGGACGAGAUUCUCCGCGGAAACCGGAGUACCACGGGAAACAGUGGAAAUGGGGGAAUUAGACGAGCACCGUCGCGCACGGGGCAUCGUCGGUUCCGCAAGUAGCUUCUCGUUCGUCAAGGUUUUUGAGAUUUCUGUCGGCCGUAAUGAACGGGAGACGGCUGUCGCACCUGUUGCAUAUCGAGCCGUUUCUCGCGUGAGUAAUCUUUAAACGGUCGCCCGCCGACAAUGUGGACGCCGCGCGAUCGAACCUAGAGGUGAAAAGAUAAAGGAGAGGUGAUCGGAGCCGGCGCCGCAGAGGAAACUAGAAAGCACCGUUGCUCGACGUGGUUCGAUCGAAUCCGAACAAUGCCGCGGUGAUCGGUUCUCGCUGGCUGGGGUCCGAUCUCUGAACGUGGAAGAUGAAAUGGACCAUUUUUUAACUCGGGGAUCGUACAGGUGUGAAUGUGAGAUAACAAGGGAAAACGAGUACGCGCGCGGGUGGGGGAGAGGCGAGAUGAACAGCGCGGAGAAUUCGACGGAGACGCGAAUAUGCCUUCUGCAGGAAGAUUUGGAGGACCCUCGGACCUCGUCGCUGAGAAGGAUCAGCUACGGCAUUAUCCUGCCCGCUAUCUGUUGCUUGGGAAUCAUAGGGAAUAUUUUGAACCUGGUCGUCCUAACCAGGCGCAAUAUGCGAGGGACCGCUUACAUCUACAUGAGAGGAUACUCGACGGCGGCGCUUCUCGCGAUUUUCUUUUGCAUCCCAUUCGCCCUCAGAGUUCUUAUUCACAAAGAAGCAGGCCGGUGGAGCAAUUGGGUUCAGGCGUUCUACCAUGCCCACCUCGAACUGUUUCUGGGCAACGGAUGCUUGGGGGUCGGAGUGAUGAUGCUCCUAGCGUUAACGGUGGAGCGUUACGUGAGCGUUUGCCACCCCGGUCAGCAUACCCGGCCGCUCUGCGGUCCCCCGCAUCUGACGGUGAUUCUGAUCCCACUCGCAACGUUUCUGGUUUAUCUGCCGAGCGCGUUCCGCGGAGAGAUCUCGGCCUGCCUUCUGGAGCCAGCGGGGCCCAUCAUCUAUCAGAAGCGGGAGAACCAGUCGUUCCUCGACUCGUUGUUCUAUCAAAUAUACAAGGUUGCGCUGGAGAUCGUUUUCAAAGUGGCGCCCACUAUUCUAUUGGCGGGCUUCAAUCUGCGCAUAAUGAUAGUCUACAGAAGAUCUUGCGAGCGCCGGAGACGCAUGACGUUGUCCAGGACUGUCAGCAACGAAGAGGACCCGAGAACGUUCGCGGAGGAACGAAGACUCGUCCUUCUUCUAGGCAGCACCAGCAUUCUGUUCCUCGUCUGCGUCAGUCCGAUGGUAAUUCUGAACAUCACUCUGCGGGAAAGCAAUCUCAGCCACUACCCUUAUCAGGUGUUCCGAGCCCUGGCUAACCUGCUGGAAGUGAUCAAUUACUCGAUCACGUUCUACAUCUACUGCCUGUUCUCGGAGGACUUCCGGAACACCUUGAUCCGGACGUUGCAGUGGCCCUGGGGGAACAGCAGCCACAGCGGAAGAGGCCUCCCGAUGAAGCGUUCUCCCCUGCCAAGGCUGACCACCACGACCACCACCACCACCACGCCGCCGACGAUCGCCGUUGCGACUCCCGGUCACUUCGCGCGAGCCAGCGUCUAGCGAGCCGCUUCCCGCACUCUUCCGCCCUCGUCGUUCCAUCCUGCGACCGAAAUUUCACUCGUUUUCCUCGGCUCGUCCGCGACUCGCUUUGGAAUUCUCAAGGUCUCCCCCGCCCGCGACAUCGAUCUUUCGGAACCAGUACGCGCAUCUCGCGACUCGCGACCAGCGUUCGCUUCGACUGUCCUUUUCCCGCGUCCUUGGGGUUCCAAAGCCGACGCGACACGGAUCCUCGCACUCUCACGUACUAAAUGUAAUUCGAAAUGUAACGUAGAUUCGAUCCGAUCUUCGACGCGACACGAGACGGGAGCGUCCUCCCGGUUGUUUUCCUCGUCCCGACGUCGACGCAUCGAUCGGAAUUCCCGCGGAGUUCAUUUCAGCUGCAUACCCGUCGAAUAUCGUUCCAGUCGACUGCUCCUGUUUCAUCGAUACGAUUCCGUCGCGACCGAACCGUUGCUAAUUCGCUUCCUCGCGCGAUCGGUGUAAGUAAGUACCGGCGCGCCAUGGAUCUCCCCUCGAUCCCGCCGUUCGUAUCGUUGUCUCCGUGUAGAGAGUAUAUCUCAUAUUUUUCCAGCGUCGCGUGUACUCGAGCCGCUUUGAACAUCCACCGGGGCCGAGUCCUCGGCGAUUUCCUUCGCGUCACACGCAGCCCUGAAUUAAUCGAGCAGAGAAAAUCCGGAUCGUCCGGCUCCUGUUUGCGAAUGUGCGCGACGCUGGCGAAACGUUGGUAAAUAUUGACGCAACCGGCGUAACCGGCGGCAACGUUUAGCGUACAAUUCCCGCGAUACAUCGCUGGAACAACGAGUUUACUAGAGGAGGACGUCGUAUGCCGGAGAGAUUCGAUUCGCGACUGGAAACACGCGCGUUCAGAAUGCACAGUCUCGACCUGUUUCUCGAGCGGGUGUCACGGUACACUCCGAUGAACGAGUCGACUGCCGGGAUCAGGGAUAUACGAGUACACGGACGCGAAAGGUAUCCCCGGCGAAUCCUGGUACCAGCGAAAUUACAAUGCCAGUUCGAAUGGAAUAGUUCCGAGCAGGAAUUCCGCGGGCAGCAUACUUUUCGCGUCUCCGUUCGCGAGCAUUUCCGCCCAGCCGGCUCGAAGAAAUUCGAAUUGCAGCUGGUUCGUCUUCCUUUUCCCAUAUCCCGCGAAUCAAAACGAUUCGCGCGGUAUCGUCGGCGAUGCUGCCCGACGUCGGGACGCGUAAACGGAUCGCACGGUUCAAAGGUUUCCUUUGUUUCGUACGUCUAACGCGGCCGUUAAUCGAAUAAUCGCGGGCAAAGCGUGAUCGCGAAUACUGCCGAGACCGGUA